AUGUCGGCUCAGGUCCGUCUGAAGCGGCUGGAGGAGCUGCUGCUGGAGCAGCGCGCGGCCGGAUGUGUGAGCGUGGAGGCGCUGCUCGACCUGCUGCUCUGCCUCAGCUCCGAGUGCUCCAGCGGGCCAAUGAAGAGGGAGAAGCACAUCACCGACUUCCUGGAGUGGGUGAGACCCUUCACCACCACAGUGAAGGAGCUGAGGCUGCACAGGGAUGAUUUUGAGAUGCUGAAGGUGAUUGGACGAGGAGCUUUUGGAGAGGUGGCCGUGGUGAAGAUGAAACACACAGAGAGAGUUUACGCCAUGAAGAUCCUCAACAAGUGGGAGAUGUUGAAGAGAGCAGAGACUGCGUGUUUCCGUGAGGAGCGUGACGUCCUGGUGAAAGGAGACAGUCAGUGGAUCACCACUCUGCACUACGCCUUCCAGGACGACAACUACCUGUACCUGGUAAUGGAUUACUACGUUGGUGGAGACCUGCUGACUCUGCUCAGUAAGUUUGAGGAUCGUCUUCCGGAGGACAUGGCCAAGUUCUACGUGGCAGAGAUGGUUCUCGCCAUCCACUCCAUCCACGAGCAGAACUACAUCCACAGAGAUAUUAAACCUGACAACGUCCUGCUGGACGUCAACGGUCACAUCCGUCUGGCCGACUUCGGGUCCUGUCUCCGGAUGAUGGAGGACGGCACGGUCCAGUCCUCGGUGGCGGUGGGAACUCCGGACUACAUCUCCCCUGAGAUCCUGCAGGCGAUGGAGGACGGGAUGGGACGCUAUGGACCUGAGUGUGACUGGUGGUCCCUGGGAGUCUGCAUGUACGAGAUGCUGUACGGAGAAACGCCGUUCUACGCAGAGUCGCUGGUGGAAACUUACGGAAAGAUCAUGAACCAUGAGGAGCGUUUCCAGUUCCCCUCCCACGUGGCCGACGUGUCAGAGGACGCCAAAGACCUGAUCCAGCGCCUGCUCUGCUCCAGAGAUCAUCGGAUCGGUCUGAACGGGAUCUCCGACUUCAAGAGCCACGCCUUCUUCACUGGGAUCAACUGGGACAACAUCCGGUCGGCUGAGGCCCCCUACAUCCCCGACGUGUCCUCGCCCACUGACACAUCCAACUUUGAUGUGGACGACGAUGUCCUCAAGAACCCGGAGAUCGCCCCCCUUGUGUCUCACACUGGUUUCACUGGUCAGCACCUCCCCUUCGUUGGCUUCACCUACACCACCGACAGCUGCUUCUCCGACCGCAGCUCCGUCAGCGGGGCAGGGCACAGCCGCCGCCAGGAAACGGAAGGAGGGGUGGGGGGAGGUGAAGAGGUGGAGGCGUUUGAGAGGAGGAUCCGCCGUCUGGAGCAGGAGAAGCAGGAACUGAACCGAAAACUGCAAGAGUCGACUCAGGCGCUGCAGGCCCCGACUCGAGGAGGAACUCUGACCCGAGACAAAGAGAUCAAGAAACUGAACGAGGAGAUCGAGCGGCUGAAGAAGAAGCUGGCAGACUCUGAUAGGCUGGAGCACCAGCUGGAGGAGGCGGUCACACUCAGACAGGACUAUGAGAGCUCCGCCUCCAAACUGAAGAGUGUGGAGAGACAGGUGAAGACACUGAGACAAGAGAAGGAAGACGUCCAUAAGCAGCUGUCCGACUCUCUGGAGCGUCUGAGGAGUCAGACCAAGGAGUUGAAGGAAGCUCACUCUCAGAGGAAGUUGGCGGUGCAGGAGUUCUCAGAGCUGUCGGAGAGGAUGUCCGAGCUCCGGACCUCCAAACAGCGUCUGUCCCGUCAGCUCCGGGACAAAGAGGAGGAGAUGGACGCCCUCCUGCAGAAGAUGGAAGCCAUGAAACAGGAGAUCCGCAAGACCGAAAAGAACCGCAAGGAGCUGGAGGCUCAGCUGGACGACACCAAGGCCGAGGCCUCGAAGGAGAGGAAGCUGAGGGAGCACAGCGAGGUCUACUCCAAGCAGCUGGAGACGGAGCUGGAGAGCCUGAAGUCUCAGCAGGGUCGGGGAGUUGCCGUGGGGGGGGCAGAGUCUCAGCAGGAGCUGUCCCGUCUGAAGGCGGAGCUUGAUAAGAAGGUUUUGUUCUAUGAGGAGGAGCUGCUGAGGAGAGACUCCGCCCACUCCUCAGAGAUCAAGAACCUACGCAAAGACCUGCAGGAGUCUGAGGGGGCGCAGCUGGCCGCCAACAAGGAGCUGCUGCAGGUCCGAGACAAGCUGGACAAGGGCAAGAGGGACAGACAAACGGAGAUGGAUGAAGCUGUUGUGACUCUGAGGGAAAAUUUUGAGCGAGAGAAAAAUCUGUUGACGGUAGAAAACAGGAAAAUGACAGUGGAGACGGACAAGUUGUGUGCGUUCGUGGACCAACUGACGGCUCAGAACCGUCAGCUGGAGGACGAGCUUCAGGAUGUGUCGUCGAAGAGAGAGAGCGUCGCUCACUGGGAGGCGCAGAUCGCUGAAAUCAUCCAGUGGGUGAGCGAUGAGAAGGAUGCUCGAGGUUACCUUCAGGCUCUGGCCACCAAGAUGACGGAGGAACUGGAAACACUACGCAGCUCCAACCUGGGGACCAGACCUCUGCCUGAGUCAGGAGUGGCCACACCCCCUUGGAAGCCCUGGCCUCCUAUUGGUGGAGACAGCAGGGACCCGCUGUGGAAGAUGCGUCGCAGUCAGAAGUUGGACAUGUCGGCUCGUCUGGAGCUUCAGUCGGCUCUCGACGCUGAGAUCAGAGCCAAACAGCUGGUUCAGGAGGAGCUGCGGAAAGUCAAAGCUGCCAACAUCAACCUGGAGAGUAAGGUUAAGGAGUCGGAGGAGAGGAGCAGGGAGAUGGGGGAGCAGAUGGAGGAUCUGAAGAAGGAGAUGGAGGAGAGUGGUUCCCGAUCAGACAAAGGUCUGAAGCUUCCGGAUUUCCAAGACUCCAUCUUUGAGUAUUUCAACACGUCACCCCUGGCUCCAGACCUGACCUUCAGAACCUCAGACAUAGACUCCACCCACCAGAUAUCAGAGACCACGCCCCCCUCCCCCUCAACCACAUCUGAACACGAGGAAGUUAAAGCAGCAUCAUUCCCAGCAAGCCCCUCCCUCACCUACCAGAGCUCAGCGAUGACCACACCAAAGCCCAAAGCUCAUCAGCUGAGCAUCAAGACGUUCUCCAGUCCAACUCAGUGUACACACUGCACCUCACUGAUGGUGGGACUCAUCCGCCAGGGCUAUGCCUGCGAAGUGUGUUCCUUCAUCUGUCACGUUUCCUGUAAAGACCACGCCCCCCUGGUCUGUCCAAUCCCAGCAGAACAGGCCAAGAGGCCUCAGGGCAUUGACGUCCAGAGAGGCAUCGGCACUGCGUACAAGGGAUACGUGCGGAUCCCUAAGCCCAGCGGCGUGAAGAAGGGCUGGCAGCGGGCGUUCGCCGUGGUCUCUGACUGCAAACUGUUUCUCUACGAUGUCCCAGAGGGGAAGUCCACGCAGCCGGGUGUGGUGGCCAGCCUGGUCCUCGACCUCAGAGAUGAGGAGUUCUCCGUCAGCUCUGUCUUGGCAUCAGAUGUGAUCCACGCCACCAGGAAAGACAUCCCCUGCAUCUUCAGGGUGACAUCAUCGCAGCUGGUUUCGCAGAUCUCGUCAGUGUCUCUGCUGGUCCUGGCAGAGAGUGAGCUGGAGAAGAGGAAGUGGGUCCGGAUCCUCGAGGGUCUGCAGAACAUCCUGACCAAGAACCUGCUGAAGAGCCAGCCAGUCCACGUUCUGCACGAGGCCUACGACGCUUCGCUCCCGGUCAUUAAGACCACGCUGUCCGCCGCCGUGCUCGAUCGAGAGAGGGUCGCUCUGGGAACAGAAGAUGGACUGUUUGUGGUGGAGGUCACCAGAGACGUGAUCGUGCGAGCCGUCGACAGUAAGAAGGUUUCUCAGAUCGAUUUGAUCCCGAUUGAGAAAAUCGUGGCUCUGCUCUGUGGUCGGAAUCGUCACGUUCACCUCCUCCCCUGGGCGGUGCUGGAAGGCGCAGAGCCUGCCUUUGACUUUAAGCUGGCAGAAACCAAAGGCUGCCAGGCUGUGACCACAGGGGUCCUCCGACCUGGAGGCCCCGCCUGCCUGCUGGCUGCUGUCAAACGCCAGGUUCAGUGCUAUGAGAUUACUCGUGCAAAGCCCCACCAUAAGAAACUGUGGGAGGUUCAGGCUCCCGGCGUGGUGCAAUGGUUGGGCAUGGUGAAGGAGCGGCUGUGUGUCGGGUAUCCUUCGGGCUUUGCUCUGCUGGCCCUGCAGGGCGAGUCUUCUCCCAUCAGCCUGGUGAGCCCCGGUGACCCGUCGCUGGCCUUCCUGUCCCAACUGUCCCUGGACGCACUGCACGCCCUGGAGGUCGGAUCCAGUGAACUGCUGCUCUGCUUCAGCCAGCUCGGCAUCUACGUGGACGGACAGGGCCGCCGGUCCCGGACCCAGGAGCUGAUGUGGCCGGCCACGCCCCUCGCAUGUAGCUCAAACUCGUCCCACCUGACGGUCUACAGUGAGUAUGGAGUGGACGUCUUCGAUGUACACACCACUGAGUGGGUCCAGACAAUCUCCCUCCGCAAGAUCAGACCUCUAAAUGUCGAAGGAACAUUAAACCUGCUGAGUUCAGAACCUGCUCGACUGAUUUACUUCAGUAACACGUCCUCAGAGGGCGACCUCACCAUCCCGGAGACGUCGGACCACAGCAGGAAGUUGAUGGUUCGAACUCGCAGCAAGAGGAAGUUUCUUUUUAAGGUUCCUGAGGAGGAGCGACUUCAGCAGAGGAGGGAGAUGCUCAGGGACCCGGAGCUCAGGUCCAGGAUGAUUUCUAACCCGACAAACUUUAACCACGUCGCUCACAUGGGACCAGGAGAUGGGAUGCAAGUUCUCAUGGACCUUCCUCUGAUUGGUGAUGGUGCCUGCCUCUCGCCCUCCCCCUCUCCCUCUCCCUCUUCCUCCUCCUCCCGUCACACCCUCAUCUCUCCUCCCUCCAACUUUGAGCACGUCUAUCACAUGACGUCGGCAUCGGCCGGCGCCUUCUUGCAGAAAGACGCCUCCUCUUCCUCCUCCUCCCAGCAAAGCCUCCUGCAGCCCUCCUCCUCUUCCUCCUCUCCCUCCAUCUCCUCUUUGGGAAGGAGUGUGAUGCCCUCCUCUCAGGAAGACUCAUUGAAAGAUAAGCCCCGCCCCCUGUCCAGUAUCUCCCGGCAACACAGAAGCAAGACGCACAUCACCCGCACCGCAUCAGAUUUUGGGGGUGGAGCUCGUAGCGUCUCUGAACUCGACCAGGACCUGGACCGAGAGCCGGACUCAGACUCGACCAAACACUCGACUCCCUCUAACAGCUCCAACCCCAGCAGCCCUAACUCGCCCCACCGCAGCCGCCUCACCCUGGACAGCCUGGACUUUGAGCCCUAAGGCCCCGCCCCCUGCGCACAUGAAGGGCUGAGGCAGCCAAUCAGGCUGCAGACUGAGACAUAACAUUUUACUCUGAUGAUUUUAUUGUGACGGGAUCAGUCUGAGCUUCCUGCUGCUUUUACUUUUUGGGAUUUUACCUGCUGGGAAGCCCCACCCCCUGAUAUUAACCCCGCCCCUGCUGACUGCUGCUGUGUUGACCUUUACUCUGAUUGGCUCCGUGGGACCAAUCUCCUCCUCCUCGCCCCUACAGAACUUUGAGCUGAGCUUUAGCCUUUAGCUGCUGAGGUGGAACAGCCUGACGGAGGGAGGUCUCCCUCUGAUGGAAAAACACUGUAUGAAAUGACGUUAAAGUUUUGUUAAGUUGCACAUCUUCAUCAUUUUCAUCGUUGUGGUUGUAGAAAAAUUCUUUAAUUUUGUGUCAGUGAUAAUCUUUCCCGACCCCGCCCUCUGACUUCAGGUGGGCGGGGUCACACCUUAACACUACUGCUUCUUCCAGAAUCACCAGGUAAAAUGUUUGUAACUAAACGUUUAGCAGCCGAACACAAACACAAUAAAAGUAUCUGAAGAGC
Molecule: messenger RNA, 5924 nt
Organism: Pleuronectes platessa (European plaice)
Lineage: Eukaryota; Metazoa; Chordata; Actinopteri; Pleuronectiformes; Pleuronectidae
Gene: cdc42bpb
Product: CDC42 binding protein kinase beta (DMPK-like)
Exons: 39
Coding region: 1-5355 (1784 amino acids)
Biological process (GO): peptidyl-threonine phosphorylation; actomyosin structure organization
Cellular component (GO): cytoskeleton; cytoplasm
Molecular function (GO): ATP binding; protein serine/threonine kinase activity
Source: RefSeq, a predicted model, not a curated record